Molecule: messenger RNA, 2392 nt
Organism: Mugil cephalus (flathead mullet)
Lineage: Eukaryota; Metazoa; Chordata; Actinopteri; Mugiliformes; Mugilidae
Gene: eaf2
Product: ELL associated factor 2
Exons: 6
Coding region: 89-886 (265 amino acids)
Biological process (GO): regulation of transcription elongation by RNA polymerase II; positive regulation of DNA-templated transcription
Cellular component (GO): super elongation complex
Molecular function (GO): transcription elongation factor activity
Source: RefSeq, a predicted model, not a curated record
GGGGCGGGGCUACAUGGUAUCGGAUUAAAAAAAAAAGAAAAAAGAAAAGAAAGAAACAGCGGAAACUAAAGUUCAUGAAACUCCGAGAAUGAAUGGCACAGCUUUCUCCAACUUUGACAAUCAAGAACAUGUCCUGAAAUUAGGAGAGACCUUCGAGAAACACCCUAAAAGUGCCUACCACACAGUGCGAUAUGACUUCAAACCAGCAUCCAUCGAUACAGCAUGUGAAGGGGAGCUCGAAGUGGGCAAAGGAGAACAAGUUACUAUUACUUUACCCAAUUUAGAGGGUUCAAGUGCUCCGGUAACAGUCUUCAAGGGAUCCAAGAGGCCUUACAUGAAAGAGUGCAUCCUCAUCGUGAACCAUGACACAGGAGAAUAUCGACUGGAGAAACUCAACAGCAACAUAGCUGUGAAGAAGACCAGGGCUGAGGGCAGCAGUAAGAUUCAUUCUCGCCUGGACCAACAGACCAGUCGCCUGAGCCAGCAGAUGAAGAGCAGCAGCAGCGGCGGCGGCAGCAGCAACAAGACCUCAUCCAGCUCCAAGAGUUCUCCCCCCAAAGAGAAGAGAGAGGCUUCCCCAGCCUCCCCCAUGGACGACAUUGAGAGAGAGUUGAUGGCGGAGGCCCGGGUCAUGGAUCAGAUGAGCAGCGGCGACAGCUCCUCGGACUCGAACAGCUCGUCGUCCUCCAGCAGUGACGACAGCUCCAGCAGCAGCGACUCAGAAGACGAACGCAUUGUUGCUGCGCCUCUCUCGGCCCCGGCCAACCCGAGCAUGCCCAUAAUCACCACCAGCACCAACAGUCGCCACCAGGAGAGCGGAGGAGGCCUCAUGAACACGCUCAAGAACGACCUCCAGCUGAGUGAAUCCGGCAGCGAGAGUGACUGAAAAAACACGAGGAGCUCGGAGGGUUUUCAGCCAGUCGCUGACACGUUGUCGGUUUCCUGCUUCGUUUAAUGUCAAAGUGUCGUCUCUCCAUAUCCACACUUCUCCUAGUAAAUCUAAUGUGUUGCUUUUCUGCCACCAAACCUUAUGUUCGUUGCUUUUUUGUGCGAGUGCGCGCGUGUGUGCGAAGACUACGUCGAAGAGACGCUUGAGUUCAGACAGAUGUGAUGUUGUUUUGCGUAAGAGAUGUGGUAAAAAAUAUGUCAGACUAUUUGUGAUGUAUCUCACUGGAUGUUUUUUCGCGUGGUGACCAAGAAAAUGUGAGAGGCAGGAAGGCGUUCACGCUGUGCAGAUGGAUGUUUCCGCCCGUCGGUCGGUCGUCUCAAACCACCACCUUUGUUUCUUCAUUUUUCGACAACAUUAGCAACGUUAGUUGUGCCUUAGGUCAGAUUUCUGCUCGAGCUUCAGUUACUACUUUUCGAUUGAAAACUUUAAAACUGCCAUAACGGAAAUAUGUCUCGGAUGAGCCACACUGAUAUGACAGUUUUAUGCUUUUUACAUUAAAGGUUAAUUGUUUUUGUUUAGGAUUAUUUGCAGCAAACAUUAAUUUAAAGCUGCAGUAAUUUAAAUUCCUUUCGGCCGCAUUAAAGGCAACAGAACAAGCUGUAAACUUAACAUUUAUAUUUUGGCAAGUGUUUAGUUAAGUCAAAGAUCAAAAUUGGAAUCCAGUCGUUAUGUUUUCUUGCAUCACUGAUAUUCACUCUCAGCUCUUUGGCUUCCGGAUGCUCCGCUGUGUUUCCCCGAUAUCUCAGAACUUUGUUGUUUGUUGGGCGGAAAAACCAAAACAAUCAGCUGAAAGAUGCUAAAGUUCUCCAUGGAGCGUAACCAAAUGCUUACGUGUAGCUUCACAAUCCUCCCACAGAUCUACUCGUUAAUAUCAAAUACUGAUUAUUGCAGCUUUAAGUAAAAAAAUGUCUCUUAAGUUGAGGAUGAUUUCGUAUUUAAGUUGAUUUCUGGCGAAGUAGUGCACUAGUGCUCAGUUGGCUCAGAUAGGGUCGCGCUUUGUAGCUUUAAACCUGCAAUACUUGAAUCUGAUUAUUUAUAUUUCUAAAUAUACGCAGCCGAUGGUGAAUUGCUUAUAUUUUAUAUAUAUUUUAAUAUCGAAGCAAUCUGAAGUGCAGGUUAGUUGGAGCUGUCGCUGAUGCUGCAGCUCGGCGUGAGUCUUAAAGAACUUCAUGUGCCUUUGGUUAUUUUCCUCAGCCAGUGAUAACGAAGGCCCUAUUGCAACAUACGGGAAAGCUGCUGUUCUUUUAUUUUUUUUUUUUGUUGUUGUCGUCGUUUUUGCGUUGUUUUGGAAUCUGACUGAAAACAGCGACAGAAUGAGAACGUGUCUUUGAAGUUGAGAAGUUAAAUAUGCAUUUAGGCUUCAGGAGAAAGGUGACGCCGGAGAGUCAUUUGUACAUUCUAUAAGAGUCAUUUCUUUGUAGAAAAAUAAAGAUUUUACUUGUU